This is a messenger RNA of Nelumbo nucifera (sacred lotus), 2494 nucleotides long. RefSeq names its product ribonuclease 3-like protein 2. Lineage: Eukaryota; Viridiplantae; Streptophyta; Magnoliopsida; Proteales; Nelumbonaceae. Gene Ontology annotation, biological process: siRNA processing. Gene Ontology annotation, cellular component: cytoplasm; nucleus. The record is from RefSeq and is a predicted model, not a curated record. Gene Ontology annotation, molecular function: ribonuclease III activity; RNA binding.
UCAUAUCUCAAAAGAGGGGAUACUGCAAGGCAAGAAGUCCAUCGAUAUGACAACUAGUCAUUCAGCUCUGGGAAUGGUGAGCCCGAAGACAUCGUUCAUGUCGAGGUCGCUGGGUUUCAUCCCACCUGGUAGUUCCACACAAAGCAAUGAACUGAUGAAGCAAAUGAGCCAUGGCUAACUCUAACGUGUAGACGGUAGAGUCCCACCCAGUUGCAUACCAGGGCAAGAACACUGAACACCGACCCAAUCCAAAUGGUAUGAACUCGAAGUUGCUUACUCUGAAAUCUGGUGUUGAUGUUUCCGGUUUCCGGUUCGUCCCAGGCUUCUGGGACGCAAGUCUUCUGAUUAUGGUCUUGAUGUUGUCUCUGUUGCGCAAGUCUACCGUAUGAAAGUAAUACCCAUGUUUUUAUAAUCUGCGGUUCUACCGUAUGAAAGCAUGUGAUCUCUCUGUUAACGAGCAGAUCCGGACUCGGAGAAUCGUGUCAACGUAUACCCAUGUUUUUAUAGUCGGCGGCUUUACCGUAUGAAAAUGAAACGAACCAAGCUGGCAUUUGUCCAUUUGGACAUUCCAAUGGACUUGGGACACUUGGGUGUCCUCUCUCUGAAGCAGUAGAAGUGUAGAACAAGACAAGCUGAAAGCCCGGAACCAAGUUCUCUGCUUCUUCUGUUGUAUGAGAUUGAUCCGUCGAUGAAGAUGACGGAGCCUUACGAGAUCGUCGAUUUGACAUGCGCCGUGGGCGACGGCGAGUCCGAAGACGCAGGAGCAGUGGACAUGAACAUGAGAGCCUCUAUUUUGGCCGUGGAAGACCUCCUUGGCUACCGAUUCAAGAAUAAGGAUCUCCUAGAGGAAGCUUUGACUCACUCGUCUUGCAACCGGUCGCCUUCCUAUCAACGUCUCGAGUUCGUUGGGGACGCAGCUUUGGGUCUUGCUCUCACCAACUUUUUCUUUAUUUCGUACCCGGAUCUCGACCCUGGUCAACUCUCUGUCCUCCGCGCUGCCAACAUUAGCACGGAGAAGCUCGCCCGCGUCGCUGUUAGGCACGGCCUCUAUCGCUAUGUCCGACAUAAUGCUCCUUCUCUUGAUGUCAAGGUUGAGGAGUUCACUCGUGUGGUUCAAGAAGAAGAUGGUGCUGUUCCUUAUGGUGGAAUGGUAAAAGCGCCUAAGGUUUUAGCAGACAUUGUUGAGUCCAUCGCUGCAGCUAUUUACGUCGAUUGUGAUUUUGAUUUGAAAGCUUUGUGGAUGGUCUUUAGGGGUCUUUUGGAGCCCAUUAUUACGCAAGGGACAUUACAGCAGCAACCGCAGCCUGUGACUACGCUUUUCGAGCUCUGCCAGAAGCGGGGGAAGCAAGUUGACAUCAAGCAUUGGAGGAAGGGAUCGAGUAAUAUCGCUAGUGUUUUUGUGGACGGAAAGCUCAUUGCCUCGGGUUCUUCGGAUCAGAAGGAGAUUGCGAAGCUUAAUGCGGCAAAGGUAGCUGUGGAGAAGUUGGUGCGUAUGGAGCCAACUAACAUGGAAAUAGAAGGUCCUGGAGUUGAGGAAAUCGAGGGGGCCAAACAGAAGUUGAGUGAGCUCUGUAGCAAGAGGCGGUGGCAUCCGCCGAAAUACAGCAUCGAGAAGGUAGUUGGUCCUGCCCAUGAUAGGAGAUUCAUCUGUUCCGUCCAAGUUGAAAUUGCCGAUGGCAUGUUUGUUACAUCAGGUGAUGAAAAGACAAGAGUAAAGGAUGCAGAGAAUUCUGCAGCUUCAAUGUUGCUCCACGGUUUAGAAUAUGCCAAACAGGGGGUGGGACAAGUCAUCUGAGACCUUCAACCAUUUUGCCUGUAUGUUUGUGUUUGUCUUGAAAUAUGAACUGCUAGGUACUUUUGAGGUCUCCCAUGAUGACUCACCAUUGAUGCUCUCUGCAUUGUAGACAUUGAUUAGCCUUUUGAUGGUAGGACUGUUUUGUGCCUUAGGAGAACUCACCCUUAAAAGCUAACUGUUAGAGGGAGGGAACCCAAGCACAUAUACCCUACAACAGCAUUCCAUUCUACCGAUGUGGGAUACCUCACAUUAGCAUCCCAUACUACCAACAUGGGACAAAUGGAUCGUAACAUCCCACUACGCUUUCGCAGUCCCGGCACCCAUGCAAGUUGGCUUUGCACUAGUCCACUUAGUCCCGGCCGAGAAUUGCAAUACCGACGUCACCACCUGUGCCACACGAUUGCAACUGGGAGGCAUAGUGUAGGCUAUGAUACCAUUUGUUAUGUGCCUUAAGAGAACUCACCCCUAAAAGCUAGCUGUUAGAGGGAGGGAACCCAAGUACAUGUAUACCCCACAACAGCAUCUCAUUCUACCGAUGUGGGAUAUCUCACAUUAGCAUCCCAUACUACCAACAUGGAACAAAUGGAUUGUAACAAGGAGUUCCAAUGGAUUGAAUUUCGAUUACAAUUCAACCCAAAGUAUGAUAGAAUCCAAUCCAUUCCCAGUUUUGUAUUGGAAAAUCAAAUCCUGUUUGUUUUA